GAUGACACGAUCUAGAACCUCGCUCGACAUCCAUUAUCAAGAACCUUACGCUUCGUACCUAGGUAGGUACUAUGUUCGAACCCCCGGAGUAUAAUGGACACACCGGCACACGACACUGAUUCAAGUAAGCUUCAAGCUUCCCGCCAAGUUGAGUCGCUGUUGCAUUGCGCUGCGCCAGAAAACUGUUGCAAGCUUUAACUUAUCUCGAGAGUCUCCAAGUGACCGAGGCUGGAACGUCUCCAAGCAAUAUGGGUGGUGUCUCUCUUUCGUGUUGUCAAAAGAUGUCGCUGUGUCCGCUAAAGAAAGAUGUGACUCUUGCCUGCGUGCAACUGCUGGUCGGUCCAGAUAAGGCCCAGAACCUCUCCCGCGCCCGAAUCAAGGUCCUCGAAGCCUCAAGGGCGGGUGCGCGAAUCGUCGUCCUUCCCGAAUGUUUCAACAGCCCCUACGGAACAGCCUACUUUCGCCAAUACGCAGAGACCAUCUCACCAUCACCACCAUCAGCAGACCAAUCUCCAUCCUUCCAUGCCAUGGCAUCCAUGGCCAAGGAGGCCCAAGUCUACCUAGUCGGCGGCAGCAUUCCUGAACUCGAGCCCCACCCCGCCGACCCAGACCAACGCAAAUACUACAACACAUGCCUAAUCUUCUCUCCCGAAGGCACCCUCAUCGGCACACACCGCAAAAUCCAUCUCUGCGACGUCACCAUUCCAGGCAAAGCCCAUCUUCGCGAAUCUGAAGUCUUAUCAGCCGGAGACGACAUAACCAUCGUCGACUUACCGGAGUACGGGGAGCUAGGAGUCGCCAUCUGCUAUGACAUCCGGUUUCCCGAGGUCGCCGCCGUCGCCGCGAGAAAGGGUUGUUUUGCCAUGGUCUAUCCGGCUGCUUUUUCAAUAACGACCGGGUCUCUGCAUUGGUCGAUUCUGGCCAAGGCGAGGGCCCUUGAUAAUCAGAUUUAUGUGGCGCUGUGUAGUCCUGCUAGACAGUCACAGGGUGGGCAUCGGCCUUGGGGUCACAGUUUGAUUGUGGAUCCGCUGGCGCAGAUUGUGACUGAGGCUGGAGAGGAGGAGGACACUGUCAUGGCCGCACUGAGUCCCACGGUGAUCAGCGAGACGAGGACGAAUAUCCCGGUCUAUGUACAUAGAAGAUUUGAUGUUUAUAAGGACGUGAGUCAAUAAAAAGUCACCCACCCAUUGACCAACCGAUUGGAGAGAUGCGCGUCGUCGCAUUUGUCGAAAUGGUUAUGUUUGAGAGAUUUCAAACUGCUUUAAUAUCAAGCAAGGGGGCUCAGCCUUGUCACGUGAGACCAGUGGAUGAAUCGUCUGGCGACGCCUACGCCGACGAGUACGAAUGACAAUUGGGAAAUGGUCCAUAGGGCGAGACAGUAGAAAGCAUAAUUGGGCAUUUUAUAAUCGGGAACCCG
Exophiala dermatitidis NIH/UT8656 is the source of this 1417-nucleotide messenger RNA. RefSeq names its product nitrilase, variant 1. NCBI's taxonomy places the organism in Eukaryota, Fungi, Ascomycota, Eurotiomycetes, Chaetothyriales, Herpotrichiellaceae. Bases 249 to 1172 code for a protein of 307 amino acids. Gene Ontology annotation, molecular function: omega-amidase activity. Gene Ontology annotation, cellular component: mitochondrion. The record is from RefSeq and is a predicted model, not a curated record. Gene Ontology annotation, biological process: L-glutamine metabolic process; oxaloacetate metabolic process. The transcript has 2 exons.